This is a messenger RNA of Peronospora farinosa, 957 nucleotides long. The record is from the annotation of a GenBank genome assembly. Lineage: Eukaryota; Oomycota; Peronosporomycetes; Peronosporales; Peronosporaceae.
AUGUUGAUUGGAGCGCAUGACCGUCGCGGUAGCAGCAUUGCAACGGACGUAGAUGACGCCAUUGAGCGUGUCGUGGACCACUUUGAAAGCAGCAAUUUGGCUUUGCGUCUGGACGUGCUACGGGCGCUGAGUGCUCAGGCACAAUUAGCAUUUGAGACCACUCGAGCACGGGAACGUCUUGGCCACCACCCGGUGUCCAUGGAUUUGAUUGAGGGUAUUACAAGUCAGUCACCAGUAUACAAGACACUGGCUGAGAAGCUGACGGUGGAUAGCUGCAGUUGCAACUAUGAUGUUAAGCGGAAUGUGGUCAUGACCACGAACGUGCGUUGGACGUUGGGAAGCCGGAAAGUGACCAAGAAAUGCAAGACAUCGGUGGCUAUGAUUGCUAUGAAGACGGAGGAGAAGAGGUCGUUGAUUACCAAGUACAGGUAUGAGAGAGUGAGACAGGAAAAAGAGAAGGAAGAGGAGGAAGAAACGCUCAUCAAGUUCUCGGUCAUUGUGGCUUUUGGAGACGACGAUGCCACGCCCAGAGAGUUGCUGUACUUUGAGAUGGCAUGUGAAUACCCGUACCCCAAGAGCUACUAUGAGGACCAGCAUCGCUUAUCGUCGAAUGAUAAGGAGGAGGAGAGCGACGGCAAAGAAAGCAAGAAGGAAAGGGAAGAGGAAUGUGACCAGGAACAAGGAGACGGAGAGACUUUUGGGGAGGAGCUACGCGAAUGUCGCUUCAAUAACGAAGUGCUGGUUAAUAUGAUUGAGUGGAUGGGAGCUGGCAAGGAGGAAUUGGACCCCGUCGAUGUUGUUGGCUUCUUUAUGGCGUUGCCUGUGCAUGAGGACGAGUGGCUUGUAGACGAACGUGUGUGCGAGAUUCUUUUCCAAGGCGGAAUGGGAGCUGAUAGCAGUGAUGAAGAAAGUAGCGAGAAGCACGAAGAGAACGGAGACGAUGAAUCAGAGCUGUAG